This is a messenger RNA of Penaeus monodon (black tiger shrimp), 2580 nucleotides long. RefSeq names its product protein Wnt-16-like. The record is from RefSeq and is a predicted model, not a curated record. Gene Ontology annotation, molecular function: cytokine activity; frizzled binding. Gene Ontology annotation, biological process: cell fate commitment; neuron differentiation; multicellular organism development. NCBI's taxonomy places the organism in Eukaryota, Metazoa, Arthropoda, Malacostraca, Decapoda, Penaeidae. Gene Ontology annotation, cellular component: extracellular region.
ACGCGGUGACUUCUGCAGGAGUCGUCCACGCGGUGACCCAGGCCUGCUCCUCGGGGAACCUCACUGACUGCUCCUGCGACAUGAGCAAGCAGGGCCUGUCCACGCCCGAGGGAUGGAAGUGGGGGGGAUGCAGCGACAACCUCCGCUUCGGCAUCCAGUUCGCACGGCAGUUCGUCGACGCCCCGGAGAAGGAGAGCCACAAGAAGUUCAAGAGGGUGAGGAACCUGAUGAAUCUACACAACAACGAGGCUGGCAGGGAGGCAAUUUCAAGACUGAUGAAGAUGCAGUGUCGGUGCCACGGCGUCUCUGGGUCGUGCGAGCUGAAGACCUGCUGGCGGUCGAUCCCCACCUUCUCCGCGGUCGGCGACUACCUGAAGGACAAGUACAACGGCGCCAGGCAGUACAAGCGCAAGAAGAGGAGCCGCAGCUCGCGAAGGCGGGACCGAUCCCGCGGCCGCCGCAAGCGCCGCAGUCGCCGGAACCGCCGCUUCCCCGUCGGCAAGGACGAGCUGGUCCACAUCCAUAAAUCCCCGAACUACUGUGAAGGACCCAAGAAGGGCAUCCUGGGAACGCACGGACGCUACUGCAACAAGACCUCGAGGGGCGCCGACUCGUGCGACCUUCUGUGCUGCGGCCGAGGCUACAACACGCAGGUGGUGCGAUACGUGGAGCGCUGCCACUGCAAAUUCGUGUGGUGUUGUUACGUCAAGUGCAAGACGUGCGUCACAAACGUCGAUGUCCACACUUGCAAGUAAUGCUACAGGCAUAGCAUUACGCCAACGGCAAGCAUCCUGUAGUACAUAAGGAAGGAGAUCCGUCAUCGAUAUCAAAAUCUACCCUUCAAAAACAUCCCAAAAUGAGAAGCUGUCUGGAGGUGAAGAGAAGGUGCUUCGCGGAGUCCAUUUUUCCGUCGUCUCCUCUACCUGUCUGUGUCUGAGGACUUCACCGGGCGCAGGGAGGAGCCAGGGCCAGGAGGGAAGUGUGGUGAUGAGGCGGGAAAUGAGAAGUGAAAGGGAAAUGCUGGCGACGUGGAAGAUCCCAGUCGCCAUCUCUCUUUGCAGGAUAGAAUCGAAUAAAAAAAAAGGAAUCGCGGAGAAACGCUUAUGUUUUAAACCUUGAGGCUUAUGAGAAAAAGGUAAUCUGGAGAAAGAGGACAUUUUAUAUAUAUUUUUAUUUACACAUAUAUAUAUAUAUCUUAGAUGCCGGUGACUCCGAUAUUGGAUUUUGUUUAUCAUUCGUACAUGUAAGAAUAUCUCUGCUGUGUGAAAAAUUAUACUGGAAAGGGAAGUAAUCAAACUGACAAACUUUACUGUACAGUAUUUCGCUUUUGUUAUAAGUGUAUAGACGCGCUAUCCAAGUACUCCAGAGGCCUAAGUUGAUAAAAGAAUUACGUAUCCCUUAAUCUUUUAUUAGACAGAGGCACAGGAAAGAGAGAGAGAAAAAAAUAGACUUGAAAUCAACCAGAGAGUAAGCAUGUAGAUUGGGUCUAAGAACAUUGCGUUAAAACUAGUUUCUUUUAAAUGGAGAUUAAAAGCUGUGAGUAUUUCACAGCAGAUUCCUUAGGAGGAAAAGCACAGUCGUGUAGACGUCUUCAGAAAGAACACUACACGCUAUGGAAAUGGAACUCCUUAUCUCACACCUUUUUAUGUUUUUAUGUAGAAAGUUUUGCAUAAUAACCAAGCUUCUCAGUAAGAAUUGGUAACUUAUUACUAAUUUCCUGGUGAACUUGAAUUUAUUCAAACUUUCCUUCUCUUUUAGAUGGCCAAGUUGAUAAAAGUACUUAGGAGAAAAUGUUUUAUUGUACAAAUUAGAUUUUUUUCUUUUUGGAAUAAUAUAUUUACAUCUUUCACACCUUACAAUUGUCGGGUAAGGCUAUAUAGUAGUGGAAAUGUACUGUUUAUUGUAUGUUAUGUUUCUUUUUGAAUAUAGAAAAAUAUAUUUGUGGCAGUCGUUUGGAAGUUGCAAGAUUAAUGCAUCUGUAUAUGGACAGAUUUUUUUCAUGUGGAUGCUUUAUAGUAGAGAUAAAACAUAAUCAAAUGCAGUAUUGAUCAAAUUAAACGUCCAGACUUAGAGAUUUCUUUUAAUUAAGAUAAUAUUUGAAACAUGUUUGGUGAAUUGUACUGCAAUAAGAUUACAUGUAUGCUACAUAAAGAAUUUUAGCUAUAAUUGGAUAUAUUACCUCAAUAUUUAUGGUGUGUUUUAUGUAUAUAGUGUCUCUUUUCAUUAUCAGUUGUAGUUUCAUAAACUAUGCUGCGUUUGUAUAUAGUGAUCUUUUGCUUUUCUUUUCUUUCUCGUAUAUCUUUUAUAAUUAUUUUUGCCAGAAUCAAAGUAUUUAGUAAAGGGAUUGACAAAUUCUAGCUUAUUAGCUUAAGGCUUCUUUUGAGAGAGAUUUAAAAAAAAAGAAACAUUGUAGAUUACUGAGACGCUGCCAUUAGUGUUAGGGAGGGAAGAAUAUCCACCUUUUAGUCUGGCAAAAGACUAGAAUAGUCAUCCCUGAACUCGAAUGUAGAUCACCAGAUACAAAAAAAUAUAAAUAUUUCUUUUUUUCUUCUUGGUGUUAAUAAAAAAUCUGUUAUUUUA